UUUUGCAAAUGCAAAGGUGAUUUCAUCAGAGUUUUUCCGGCGGCGGUUCUAAGAUGCAGAUUCCCGCAUCAGUUCGAGCGCCGACGUGGGUCUCGAAACGGAGGCUCUUGGAGCAAAAACUCUUACAAAUUCACAAGUGCACAGACCUAAACCACUUGAAGCAAGUUCACGCACUCGUAUACAAAUCCAAUCUUCACGCAGACCCUUUCGUCGCCACCAAGCUCGUCGCCGGCUUCUCGCUCUGCCGCCAAAUCGCGUUGGCGGUCAACGUCUUCAGCCAAGUUGUAGAACCCAAUGUGCACUUGUACAACGCCGUAAUCAAAGCCCAUAUCCACAACUCGCAGCCCUCGCAAGGGUUUGCUGUUUUCUUGCAGAUGCAAUGUUGUGGCGUUUCGCCGGACAAUUUAACUUACCCUUAUCUGUUGAAGGCCUGUUCGGAUGAGUCUCGGUUGAAUAUUUUGAGAAUGAUUCAUGCCCAUAUUGAGAAAAACGGGUUUAAUUCGGAUAUUAUUGUAUCCAAUUCCUUGAUUGACGCGUAUUCCAAGUGCGGGAACACUGGGAUUUGUUCUGCCAAACAGCUGUUUGGGGUGAUGGAUCAUAGAGAUGUGGUGUCCUGGAACUCUAUGAUUAGUGGGUUGUUGAAAGCUGGUGACUUGGUUGAAGCUCGGAGACUGUUCGACGAAAUGCCUGAGAGAGACGUAGUGAGUUGGAAUACGAUAUUGGACGGAUAUGUGAAGGCUAGAGAAAUGAAUGUGGCGUUCGAAUUGUUCGAGAAAAUGCCAUCGCGGGAUGUUGUUUCUUGGUCUACUAUGAUCUCAGGGUAUUGCAAAGCAGGGGAUAUGGAGAUGGCUCGGAUGUUGUUUGAUAAAAUGCCUUCAAAGAAUGUGGUCUCGUGGACAAUAAUUAUAACUGGCUAUGCUGAGAAAGGGCUUGUGAAGGAAGCCAUUGGAUUGUACACUCAGUUGCUGGAGGCUGGUUUGAGCCUAGAUGCUGGAACAUUUGUCAGUAUUUUAGCUGCGUGUGCAGAGUCCGGUACGCUCGGUUUGGGUAAAAGAGUUCAUCGUACUAUAGAACGGAGUGGUUUUAGUCGAAAUACUCUGGUCUGCAAUGCUCUGAUUGAUAUGUAUGCCAAGUGUGGAAGCUUGAGCAAGGCAUUUAUUGUGUUUAAAAGGACAAGAAAGAAAGACUUGGUAUCUUGGAAUUCCAUGAUACACGGCUUCGCUGCGCAUGGACAUGGAAGAAAGGCGCUCGACCUUUUCUCUAGGAUGAAGCGCGAAGGGUUUGUGCCCGAUAAAGUGACAUUUCUUGGCCUUUUGUCUGCGUGCAGCCAUGCAGGUUUUGUAGAGGAAGGCAUUUCGAUCUUCAAUGCCUUGCAGAGUGAUUACGGGGUUAGUCCUGAAGUACAGCACUACGGUUGCUUGAUCGAUCUCUUAGGCCGUGGUGGACGACUCAAAGAUGCUUUUGCACUUGCCCUUAGCAUGCCAGUUGAACCGAACAUUAUAAUCUGGUGUUCCCUUUUGGGGGCAUGCCGCAUGCAUAAUGCUGUUGGGUUCGCGCAAGAUGUUCUAAAUCACUUAGCCGAAGUGGACACAACAUAUUCGGGAAAAAUUUCCGUGCUAUCGAAUAUUUAUGCUGCAGCGGGUGAGUGGUGCAGUGCUGCAAAUAUGAGAUUGCUAAUGAAGGACAUCGAGAAGCAAAAGCCAUCCGGUGUAAGUUCAAUAGAGUUGACUGAUAAGCUUCACGAAUUCGCUGUGAUGGACAGUGUUCAUCCCAAAUCAGAUAGGAUUUAUCAGAUGAUAGACGGAUUGAGUCAUCAUCUUAAACUGCUAGGUAGCGCCCCCGCUGCUCUAUGUGAGGAACACUGAUCGUUUCUCAACCACACCACGUUUAGCCUGUAAGUAUUCCAUCAUAUCCAAGAUGAUGACUUGAGUACGAGUUGUAAUUAUAUGCUAAUACUGUCGAUAAUCUUGUUGCUAGUGACAUAUAAGAAUCGGUCUUUGAUCUUAUGGUUACAUUAUCAAUUGCCUCAAA
Molecule: messenger RNA, 2031 nt
Organism: Ipomoea triloba (trilobed morning glory)
Lineage: Eukaryota; Viridiplantae; Streptophyta; Magnoliopsida; Solanales; Convolvulaceae
Product: pentatricopeptide repeat-containing protein At3g29230
Exons: 1
Coding region: 54-1865 (603 amino acids)
Biological process (GO): RNA modification
Molecular function (GO): RNA binding; protein binding
Source: RefSeq, a predicted model, not a curated record